CAAAAUCUACUUGUGUAAUACCCAAAUUACCCUUCAUCAUGUUCCUCCCCGAUUUACCUGUUUCCCAGUAAUCAAUUGGCCCUAGAUUUUCUCCUCAAAGCUCCCAUUGAUCCAUGUCUGGAAAUUAACUUCUUUUUCACUUGAUUUUUCUACAUGAACUUGAUUUUCAUGGGCUAUAUGAUCAUUGAUGGAAAUUAAUAUAGAAAUAGAAGUUGACAGUAAGCUAACAAUUGAAUCGUAAUCUUGAAGAAAUAUUUUCAAUUAAAUUCCACCAAAAUCUUAAAGUUCAAUCAAUCACCCUCAUUUCUUCAAAGUCACUCUCUCUCAAAUUAGCUUACAAAAUUUUCUAUCUCAAGAAGUUGUUUUGACGGAGGGAGGGGGGAAAAUGAAGCAGCUGACGGCGUUGCAGCAGCAGGCCCGCAGGAGCAACAGUUUUCGAGGUGCAUCUUUGCCGUUGGACACCUCUGUGGAUGGCGCAAUUAAGUCGCCGGCGACGAUGUUUUGGCUAGUUUUUCACGGUCUUUGCUGCCUCAUUAGUCUAGUCCUUGGAUUCCGAUUCUCUCGUAUUGUAUUUUUUCUAUUCUUCUCCACUUCUUCCCCUUCCGCCACUACUAAUCUCUACUCAGCACUCGGAACAACAUUGGCAUCAUCCGUCACUACUUCACCUCCAGCGAUGAAUGGUACAGCGGUUGUGGUUGGCGGUGGGAGUCGAGUGGUGGUGGGCAGGCACGGGAUACUGAUACGGCCGUGGCCACAUCCAGAUCCGGCAGAGGUAAUGAAGGCGCACCACAUAAUCGAGAGGGUUCAGCGAGAGCAAAGAGUUCAGUAUGGGGUUAAGAGCCCAAGGACUAUAAUUGCAGUAACGCCGACUUAUGUAAGGACCUUCCAGACGCUUCAUCUCACCGGUGUAAUGCACUCCUUGAUGAAUGUGCCCUAUGAUGUUGUCUGGAUCGUGGUGGAAGCUGGUGGAACCACUAAUGAAACCGCUGCGCUAAUUUUCAAAUCUGGCCUCAAGAUUGUGCACAUUGGAUUUAAUGUCAGAAUGCCUACUUUGUGGGAGGACAGGCAUAAGAUGGAGUCUAAAAUGCGAUUUCACGCUCUAAGAGUUGUGAGAGAGAGGAAAUUAGACGGGAUAAUGGUGUUUGCAGAUGAAAGUAAUAUGCAUAGUAUGGAGUUAUUUGAUGAGAUCCAGAAUGUAGAAUGGUUUGGAGCAGUUUCGGUUGGGAUUCUUCCACACUCAGGUGGUUCUGAAGGAAUAGAGUUAUCAGCGGCUUCGAGAGAGGAUAAUGACAAAAAUGAGAAUUCACAAAUGCCAGUUCAGGGUCCUGUUUGUAAUUCUUCAAACCAGUUUGUAGGAUGGCAUACCUUUAAUAUGCUGCCAUUAAUGGAGAGGAGUGCAAGGUAUGUUGGUGACAGGGCAGUCGUGUUACCAAGGAAGCUGGAGUGGGCUGUGUUCAUUUUGAAUUCGAGGUUAGUGUGGAAGGACAUUGAAGAUAAGCCCGCUUGGGUUAAGGAUUUGGAUGUGGUUGGUAGGGAGAGAGAGGAUAUUGAGAGUCCAUUGUCUUUGUUGGAGGAUCCUUCUGUGGUAGAGCCUCUUGGAAGUUGUGGGUGCAAAAUUAUGCUGUGGUGGCUACGAGUUGAAGCACGUGCAGACAGCAAAUUUCCUGCCAGGUGGGUAAUUGACCCCCCAUUGGAUGUAACCAUCCCAGCAAAACACACGCCAUGGCCAGAUGCUCCUCCUGAACUCCCAACUUCUGAUGUAAAAGUGAUCAGCAUCCCAGAGAACCCAGAGAAACGUGUGACCAAAAGAUCAACAAGAAAACGCAAUUCCCGAAGCAAAAGGAAGCGUGUACCCAAAGUAUCAGAUGAACAUGUUUCCAAAAGGCAAUCUGGGGAUAACUAGAAUAUUUUCAUGACUAUAAGCAAGCCUUCAACCUGAGAACUUUGAUGAUGACAAGACGACUAUUCUUGUUGAGUAAAUACAGAGGCAUAUGUUCCAUGUACCUUAGCUGGUCGAUACAUGUACAUCUUAAGUUGGUUACAUCUAAUUUUUGGAUCGUCUUUUCAAGUGUUAUUUGAUUUCUUUUUUUUCAUUGAUUGUAUUUUGGUGUUGUCUAGAGUUUUACGACGGAUACCUGCUACACUUGCCAGUUGGCAGAAAUCUCGUGUUCGAUACAUAAUUUUUCGAAAUAGAAAUCAAAUAUCUAUUCAGUC
Olea europaea var. sylvestris is the source of this 2214-nucleotide messenger RNA. RefSeq names its product probable beta-1,4-xylosyltransferase IRX14H. Lineage: Eukaryota; Viridiplantae; Streptophyta; Magnoliopsida; Lamiales; Oleaceae. Gene Ontology annotation, molecular function: xylosyltransferase activity; galactosylgalactosylxylosylprotein 3-beta-glucuronosyltransferase activity. Gene Ontology annotation, biological process: glucuronoxylan biosynthetic process; plant-type secondary cell wall biogenesis. Gene Ontology annotation, cellular component: Golgi membrane. Bases 386 to 1903 code for a protein of 505 amino acids. The record is from RefSeq and is a predicted model, not a curated record. The transcript has 3 exons.